ACGCGACAGCCCACGGCUUAGUAGCGGCUCUGACGUCGCAGUGGCGGCAGAAGCAGAGAGCUGAGUCAGUGUAUGGCGCAAGUGCAUCUGUCCUAAACGAAGAGUGCAACAAUGAAUGAGAAGGAGGAUACUGAUGCCAUACCACACCCGAGGGGUUCUGCAAACCCACUCUCUGCACUCACAUUCUGGUGGACAUUGAAAACCUUCAAAACAGGCUUAAAGAGAGACAUCGAAAUUGAAGACCUGUAUGCACCCCUGAAAGAGCACAAAUCAUCACUGUUAGGUGAAAGAUUUGAAAGGUUGUGGAAACAAGACUGCAGAAGAGCAGUGAAGAAGAAUAGAAGUCCAAGCUAUCUGCGUGUUAUGCUCAGUGCAUACGGAUGGAAAUAUAUGAUGUAUGGAUGUAUUCGAGCAGUUCUUGAAUUGUUUGUCCGGGUGGCACAGCCACUCUUUCUUGGUCUUCUGUUACAGUAUUUCUCACCAGGAAGUACCAUGCCAGUAUCGGAAGCAUAUCUGUAUGCUACUGCAGUGAUAUUGUGUUCUUUGAUUUCUGCCAUCGUCAUUCAUCCGUAUAUGAUGGCAAUGUUUCACUUGGGCCUCAAAAUGAGGGUUGCCAGUUGUUCACUUCUUUACAGGAAGGCGCUGAAGCUUAAUAAGACUGCUUUGGCACAAACUACCAUUGGACAAGUGGUAAAUCUUAUGGCUAACGAUGUCAAUAGGUUUGAUAUGAUGUUUAUACUUGGACAUUACUUGUGGAUUGGACCUAUAGAAACAGCUAUCAUAACAUACUUUAUAUGGACGAAAAUUGGAGUAGCAGCAUUUGGUGGUAUUAUUUGUGUUUUGCUGUUCAUUCCUUUACAAGGUUAUCUUGGUAGACUAACUUCCAGAUUCAGGUACAAGACAGCAAUUCGCACAGAUAACAGGGUACGCAUAAUGAAUGAGAUAGUUUCUGGAAUCCAGGUUAUCAAGAUGUAUGCAUGGGAGAAGUCAUUCACAAGUUUAGUUGCUGCUGCACGAAAGAAGGAAAUGAAUGCCAUAAAAGUUAUGCAGUACAUUCGAGCUGUUACUCUCUCAAUGGGUCUUUUUGUUACUCGGCUGUCAACAUUUGUCAGCAUUGUAAUAUUUGUCAUGCUUGGAGAAAACAUAACUGCCGACAAGGUUUUUGUUGUUUCUGCAUAUUACAAUAUCAUGAAACAAGCAAUGAGUGAUUCAUUCCCCAGAGCUAUUGCAGCACUAGCUGAAGGUCUCAUUUCUGGCAAGCGUAUUGAGAACUUCCUCAACUACGAUGAAAUAAAGUCAGUGAACCUAGAUGCUAUUCAUGACAGAAGUAUUAUUCAAAUGAAAACUGAAAAGGAGUAUGUGGAGAAAGAAACUCCUUGUAUCAAAUUAACGGAUGUCACAGCAAAAUGGGAAAGCAAUGCUGAUGAUACUUUAAAGAAUGUGACUCUCGAAGUUGUGCCAGGGAAGCUGUUUGCCAUUAUAGGGCCAGUAGGUUCAGGAAAGUCAUCCUUACUUCAGACUGUUCUGGGUGAGCUGCCAAUCACUUCAGGAACAUUAUCUAUAAGAGGCAAAGUUUCAUACGCAUCACAAGAACCAUGGCUGUUUGCUGCAACUCUCCGACAGAACAUCCUCUUUGGUGAACCUUACGACAGAGAUCGGUACUGGCAAGUAAUAAAAGCUUGUGCACUGGAGACGGAUUUUGACACAUUCCCACACCGUGAUAAGACUCUUGUCGGUGAUAGAGGCAUUAUGCUAAGUGGAGGACAAAAAGCUCGUGUUAAUCUUGCCAGGGCCAUCUAUCGCAAAGCAGACAUCUACCUUCUUGAUGAUCCUCUUUCUGCUGUUGAUCCACAUGUAGGCAGACAUCUCUUUGAUCAGUGUAUUACAAGAUUGCUCAAAAAUAGCAUAUGUGUUCUUGUUACUCAUCAGAUCCAGUUUCUGCAUCAUGUAGAUGAAAUAGUUAUUCUUCAAGAUGGCUUGGUUGAAGCAAAAGGCAGUUAUUCUGAACUUCAGGAGUCUGGUCUGGAUUUUGCAAAACUGAUGAAUUCUGAGUUUGAAGAUACAAGUGCGGAGGAAGACAAUGAGCCUGAAGAUGAAGUAGGAAAACGAGAUCCUAUUGAGCGAAUGGCAUCUAUAGAAGAAGCAUCAGCACCACGACAAGAAGCAGAAUUGAGAACCUCGGGUGGCGUUAGAAGUGCUGUGUACUUCUCAUAUUUCUCUUCUGGUGGCAACUACUGUCUACAGUUAUUUGUGGCUGUUGCGUUUAUAUUGACACCAGUGGUUGUUCUGGGUGGUGAUUACUGGCUCUCAUACUGGACCAACUCAGAAGAGAUAACGCAAACCAUAUACACUGAAAGUAAUGCCACAUACUACAAUGAGACUGACACAUAUUUGACAGCCUAUGGUUGGAUACCAGAUACAACCACAAGUGUCUAUAUCUAUACUGCAGUUAUGGUUGCUACAGUUGUAGUUACUGUAGUUCGCUCCAUAUCAUUCUUCAUCCUUUGCAUACGUGCAUCAAUGAGGCUACACAAUCAAAUGUUUAUUGGUGUAACACGAGCAACUAUGCAUUUCUUCAACAACAAUCCUGCAGGUAGAAUCCUCAACCGGUUUUCAAAAGACAUAGGAAAUGUGGAUGAAAUUCUUCCUCUUACUGUAGUAGACUGCUUCCAGAUUGUUCUUACACUUAUAGGAACGGUUAUCACAGUUGCUAUAGUUAAUUUUUGGACGCUGGUGCCAACUGUAGUAUUGAUUGGUGUAUUCUGGGUGAUUCGAACAGUAUUCCUUAGUGCAUCACGCAGUCUGAAACGUCUUGAAUCAAUAACACGCAGCCCUGUAUUUUCUCAUGCCACUGCAUCCCUCCAAGGUCUUUCAACUAUUCGUGCCUUUGGUGCUCAAAAAGUGCUGGAAAAAGAAUUUGAUCGUAUUCAAGAUGUAAAUUCAUCUGCUUAUUACUUAUUUAUGGCUAUAAGUAGAGCUUUCGGAUUAUGGCUGGAUUUAGUUUGUGUAGUGUAUCUUGCUGCUGUCACAUACAGCUUUCUAGUCCUGGGACAAGAUAUGUUUGGUGGUAGUGUGGGCUUGGCAAUCACUCAGUCUCUCAAUCUAAUGGGAAUGUUCCAGUGGGGAAUACGUCAAUCAGCUGAGCUUAUAAACCAGAUGACAGGUGUAGAACGUGUCUUAGAGUUUGCUGGUUUGAAGCCAGAACCAUCUCUUGAAUCAUCUUCUGGUAAAACGCCACUUUCCAACUGGCCAGCAGCAGGACAAAUCAAGUUUCAUCACGUGUUCUUAAAGUACAGUGAAAAUGCCCCACCUGUACUCAAGGACUUAAAUUUCACUAUAAUGCCUCAAGAAAAGGUUGGCAUAGUUGGUCGAACAGGAGCUGGAAAAUCAUCCCUUAUUGCUGCACUUUUCAGGCUAGCAAACAUAGAAGGAGAAAUUAUGAUUGACAACAUAGACACAAGUACUAUAGGCCUCCAUGACUUCCGUCCUAAAAUCUCAAUAAUCCCUCAGGAACCAGUGCUUUUCUCUGGAUCUCUCCGUAAGAACUUGGAUCCAUUUGAUGAAUUUCCAGAUGCUGAUCUGUGGCAGGCAUUGGAAGCAGUUGAGCUGAAAGAAGUAGUAAAUGAAACGCCAGCAGGGCUUAAUUUUCAAGUAACUGAGGGUGGAUCAAAUUUCAGUGUUGGCCAAAGGCAGCUGAUUUGCUUAGCAAGAGCUGUUAUUCGCAAAAACAAAAUACUUGUUCUUGAUGAAGCGACAGCUAAUGUGGAUCCUGUGACUGACUCACUUAUUCAGCAAACAGUCCGUGUGAGGUUUGCUGAGUGUACAGUACUUACCAUUGCUCAUCGAUUGCAUACAAUUAUGGACAGUGAUAAGGUUCUAGUUAUGGACAAUGGUAAACUCAAGGAAUUUGACCAUCCACAUGUCCUGCUCAGUGACAAGAACGGUAUAUUCCACAGUAUGGUUGAACAAACAGGCAAGGUUGUGUCAGAAGAGCUGAAGAUCAUAGCAGAAGAAUCUUACAGGAACAGAAUGCAUAAAAAAUCAUCUUGAAGACUAAUUAAUGAAGAAAUGUGAGACUUCAUGUGCUCAUUAGCAAAUAAAUAAAAGCCUUAAUGGGAAACAGAACAAGGAAGAUACGAUGGCAUUGAAAGGAGUCUUCAAAAACUAUUAAGAAAGCCUCAUUGUUCAUGAUGUGUAUCACCUAAUUUAUUUCAUUCCAUUUUAUUUUGAGAAUUGUAUAGUGCAGUAUGUCAUUGCUGUUGCAAGAAGUAAAUUAUAUGAUUGUGUUUGUAUAAAAGAGAGAAGCUAACCCAGAAAUAAAACUCCUGAGAAUCAUAUCUACCAAAGUUUCUAAUUCACACAUUCAGAUGUGAUAGAAAAUUAACGGUUAGAUAUUAACAAAGAAAACAAUCUGAUUCUUCCACUAAGUUGUUAUUAACAGUAUGUGUG
Molecule: messenger RNA, 4449 nt
Organism: Schistocerca piceifrons (Central American locust)
Lineage: Eukaryota; Metazoa; Arthropoda; Insecta; Orthoptera; Acrididae
Product: probable multidrug resistance-associated protein lethal(2)03659
Exons: 26
Coding region: 112-4050 (1312 amino acids)
Biological process (GO): transmembrane transport
Cellular component (GO): membrane
Molecular function (GO): ATP hydrolysis activity; ATP binding; ABC-type transporter activity
Source: RefSeq, a predicted model, not a curated record